UUGUUAGAUUCAAGUAAAGGCACUGCAAAUGUUUUGCACGAAAAAGGAAAUGAAAUCACAUUUAAUUACCCUUGCGAAUCAAACCAUGAUUGCACACCAUAUGUCGCAGAAAUCCAAGCAGGCCGAUACAUCUUUGAAGUUUGGGGAGCACAAGGUGGCCAGAACGGCGGCCUUGGUGGCUACGCAAAAGGAACAAUCUCGCUCAAAAAAAAUACCACUGCCUUUAUUUAUAUCGGCGGCCAAGGAAGCAGUAAUACCAAUAAUAUUCACCCCGGCGGUUUCAACGGUGGUGGGACAGGCGUUGGCUAUGUGGAUGAAUCUUAUACGGGCGGAGGAGGAGGUGCUUCAGACAUCCGCCUUCUUGCUAAUUCGCUUUAUUACCGCGCCAUCGUGGCCGGUGGUGGCGGUGGGAUUAUAUCUUACAUAGGCAGCCACACCGAAGGAUUCGGUGGUGGAGAAUUUGGUGGCGAUGGUUAUCAAAUUCGUGAAGAAUCCUAUCCCGGCAAAGGAGGCAAUCAAACGCGUCCAGGAGACAGCCUUCCAUACUCUAGUCUCCAAUAUCCAGGCUUUGGAUUUGGCGGAUCAGUUGGCGAAACUGAUGCAUACGGAUCAGGCGGUGGAGGGGGCUGGUAUGGUGGCUCGGUAUCGAUUUUUAUCCCUGUUGCUCCUGAAGAAGAAUAUGUGGUUGAUCCUGGAUCAGGAGCUGGUGGAGGGUCUGGAUAUGUUCUGACAAAAGACUCAUACAAACCAGCAGGUUAUUUUUUUUCUGAAGAUGAUUAUUUUAUGACAGAUAUCGAUUUAUCAGGUCGAAUUAAGGCUCCGGUCCCACCCUCUCAAUUUUAA
Molecule: messenger RNA, 843 nt
Organism: Trichomonas vaginalis G3
Lineage: Eukaryota; Parabasalia; Trichomonadida; Trichomonadidae
Product: glycine-rich protein family
Exons: 1
Source: RefSeq, a predicted model, not a curated record